AUGGCGUACCAGAUGGGAGAGCCCGUCGUAUGCGCCGUCUACCCGACGUGCGUGUUCCUCUGCUGGGACCCUCCGCGCCCCGCAGCCGCGGCGGCAGAGGUGGACCGCACACUCUCGUGGACGUACGAGGUGGAGUGGAGAACAAGCCACAGCCCAAGCAAGGAACACUCCGCAGGAACAACGACGUAUUGCCACGCCGUGCUGGAAGUAGUUUACCCGAACGAAGCCAUCAAUGUCCGCAUUGUCGCCCGCGCCACUGUUUCCGCCGACGUUGCCGCGUACAGUUCCACCAAUUGUACAAUGAACGCCGGUGUGACGACUGCAAUGCCCUGGCUGCAUACACAAUCAAUGGAAUGCCGUUGCAUACUUGAUGGUCUUCUUUUCUCCACAAAUGGGGCGCAGUGCAUCGAGGCGAUUCCUGAUGGAUCGGAUCACGUCAAGGCGACCAUAGCGUCCGUGUGUAUGCUUGAGUCUAGUUUUGCCUGCAUUAUCGUGAAGGCGGUUUAUGACGACCCGCCCCUGCCGAUCCCCACCUCAGCGGUGUACUACUUCGUUGUGUGUUCCAAGACCCUUGUGAGGCAGCGGGAGAGGCUGCGCCACUCAGGCAUUCAAGAGAUGCUGGAGAAGGAAGAGGCGUCCGCGGUGUUCUGCGGCAUUGGUGAGAUGGGCUCCUCCGCCACAUUGGCGGCGCAUAUAUUCAUAUCAUCUGUUCCCGAGUCACUUGCCGGGCAGCGGGCGCGUGUCUUUUGUAUUGCGUACGGGUCGCCUAGACGCAUGUUUUUUGAGGACUCCCUGGUUCUUGCCUCCACCCUGGCGUUCAGCGGCCACUUUUUGCACUACACCGGCCUCCUGGAGCCUCCUGACCCCGCAAACGGCUACAACAACGUACCGUCCCCGCGGCAGGAGGUCAAGGGGAAGACGGCCGCAACUGAGACGGCCCUGCACUUCAAUGCACCUCUUGGCGUGCGCUGUGGGCCUCGUCUGGAUCUGCAAGAGGGGCGCUACUACUUGCGCACGCGCUGCUCUGGUUUGGAGACGCUUUGCGAGGAUGAGUGCCACGAGCACAUUGAUGUCUCGCAGCAACUCCGCAUUUUGAGUCGCUUGCUUCUUGCGGGGGGCGAGGCGGCACUGCUGCCCGCGAUCAAGGCGGUGGCGCACACGGUGGAGGACGGCGUCAUGGUGUGUCUCCACAUCACGGGCGCCAACCUGCAGUACCGGCCACAACUCUGCGCGUCUUCGCACGGUGGCUGGCCCACGCAGGUCUCUGUGACACGUGUGGGCCCGCGACAAAUAGGCGCCACGUUCUCUUUGGUGGGGAUGCUAAGCAUGGAGUCGUCUAGGCGACUAAAGCCGCUGCGGCGACUGCGAGUCGACUUUGCGCUCCUCACAGACAUUGGGUGCACCUCGUACGUGAAUUACACUAUCGAUGUUCCGGCGGAUGUCGCCGAGUUGAUCUUUCUUGAAGAUCGAAGCAAAAUCCCUCACGCGUGGAUUUUUUCGCAUCCGACGAAUCUCAUUGAUAACGCCAUCGUUAUUGAACCGCUUCUCACAACCCCAACGUUGAAGGAGCCACGCAAGUUUGAGUUGCCGCGGCAAACCUCCACCGAGCUACUCGAGGCCCUUGCCAGCAUCGGCGAGGUGGCGAGCUACUACGCAGUGAAGAAGCAAAGUGCCGGUUUGUUAGGUUUUGUGGCCAAUGUGGCGGCGAAGGUGUCGAGCUCCAGCAUGGUGUCGCAGGCAAUGACUCCAAUGGCCAUUGAGGCCCCACCCACGAGUGAGCGAGUCCUUGAGAGAAAACUGGGGGAGUACGUCCACAGCAAAAAGCGGGCGGUGUCCAGUUUGCUCUCUGGCCUGGCGACGUGGAAGCAGCGACUGCACCAGGGUCUUCCCUGGAUGAGUGACACAAAGUACCGGGAUAAGUUACGCUAUCUCUGGAGCGUGCUUGAAAAGGCGCCCCCUGCGCCGGGUGCUUCCCUUGUUUUAUUGGAGAUUUCGCUCUUCACACAUGUCCUGCGCUUCCUUCGGAGCACGUGUGGGAUGGCCAACCUAAAUCACCUCAUCAGCCUUCACCACUACAUGAGCUUUGAAAAGUUUUAUCACUUUGUGCAUCCCCUGUUUCUUGCCUCCGCCCCAACGCUGGAGAAUGCCGCUCUCGUGAUUGUACUGGAGUCCGCCGCGUUGUGGGCGGUCUGUCUGAUAUUUCACCUUCGCUGCUCAUAUCUGUUUAGGCAUCUCGUGGCUGUAACUGGGUGCACGGGGUGUGGCUGCACAACCAUGUGCAACGCCCUCACACGGCUAUGCGUGGAGCAGGACUACGGCUUCCGCAGCAGCCAGCGUGUGCGAAAUAUAUUGAUUUGUCGCGCGGUGGAAGACGAGCUGGACGAUUUGAAGGAAGUUCUUCAGCUUGGCGUAAGCGCCACGGUUGUCGUGGUCGGCGAGUUUGCAGACAUCAAAGGCAUGGCGUAUAAAGCGAUAUGGGGCUCACUCCGUCGCUCGGUGCGUAAUGCCGAAAGCCAGCGAAUUUACGCCUUCCUCUCAAAGGUUGAUGAACUGGUGGGCUUGUGCAGCGGCGGUGGCAGCAGCGGCAGCAGCAGCGGUGAGUUUGAAAAGGAUGGCGAUCUGGUGGAAGUGCUACGCGACACUGCAGUGGCGUCGGUGUCGGCAGGAGCAGCGGCGGGGGAUGUGCCGAGGCACCUUGUUGCCGUCUCCUUUGCGCCAUCCGUGACGUUUCUCAGUUCCUCGCGUUUCGUUCAGCUAAGUGGCAUCUCUGCUGAGGAGUUUGCGGAGAGGCUUCUGACCGUCUCCUUGGGGGAACUCCGGAGGAUUCUCUCGCGUAUUCGAAGCCGUAGCCGCCAUUGA
This is a messenger RNA of Trypanosoma conorhini, 2859 nucleotides long. Its product is annotated as Trypanosoma vivax. The transcript has a single exon. The record is from RefSeq and is a predicted model, not a curated record. Lineage: Eukaryota; Euglenozoa; Kinetoplastea; Trypanosomatida; Trypanosomatidae. The coding region runs from base 1 to 2859 and encodes 952 amino acids.